Molecule: messenger RNA, 1473 nt
Organism: Ixodes scapularis (black-legged tick)
Lineage: Eukaryota; Metazoa; Arthropoda; Arachnida; Ixodida; Ixodidae
Exons: 16
Coding region: 73-1473 (466 amino acids)
Cellular component (GO): membrane
Source: RefSeq, a predicted model, not a curated record
ACCAAAAGACGAAACGGUGAAUUGAAGAACCUAUUGGACCAACUUCACACCGUACUUGGUCCUGAUAGGUUCAUGGACGAAUACGUCGCCUUCGUGCUCCCUCGCAUCAAAGUAGCGACCGAGAACUCCGCCGAACAUUUGGGACUCGAGGCGAAUUUCGAGAUCCAGUUUCAAGUUCAAGAGAGUUCGCUACCGCAGGUGGAGAACAAAACUUCCGAAGAACGAAGCGUUCAAGGCCCGCUCGCAAAGCCAGUCGUUCAAGAAUAUAUGGCAAACUAUUUGGCUCAAAGAAUAUACAGCGAGUACAACGACACAUUUUUUGAAGCCCGGAGCCUUGCCGUUUCUACGUCCACGCUCUUGUUGGAUUUCACGAACGCCGUGCUAGAGGACGCCAACAAGACCAUCAAAGGCUUCCAUUUCCUUCCUGAAUCAAUCAAGAAAGCCGAUCGCCUGGGCAUUCUCGAGACGUUGCAGUCUUCCAGCGUGCUGUAUGUGGUGGCUAUCAUUGCCAGCUUCUCGCUGCUCCUGUUGCUCUACUCGGGGAGCUUCAUCAUGGGCAUGUUCUACUACGACGAAGGCGUGCCGCCCACCAAGCGCAGCUGGUCCUCCAACUACUCUGGGCUCGCCAUGCUGCUGGCCAUCGUGCUUUCGUUCCCCAUCUGCGGCCUCCUGAUGACCGCCACCCUGGCCAUUAUGCUGGUAGCCCUGACGCUCACCAACUACGUGUGCAGGCCCUUCGAAAACAUUGUCUACGGAUCGCUAGACAUCGUCCAGGUAUCCCUGCUCGACGACACCAUGAGCGUGAUUUGGCCACGGGAGAUGCGUGGCAAAUGGUUCGGACAGUUCCUGGCGGGCACAACGCUGACGAUCUGCAACGGCGGCCGGCUGUUCGACAUCCUCAAGGGUGACUAUAUGGAUGCUGUGUAUUACAUUAUCCAAUCCACCGACGUGCCUGCAAACAAGCCGGCGACGUAUUUCGAUUCCAUGAAACGUGACAUCUGGAAUCAGGUGGACAAGAUGAACGAAUACUUCAUAAACGACAUGCUGACUGAGCUACAGGCGAUGCAUGACAGGCACUUUCACAUCGUUAACCCGCCCUGCUUUGCAGCUUACAAGGGCUACGAGCGCUCCUUGGCAUUCCUUUGCAAAGGAAUCAUACGCAACGCAAAUGCCUUCUGGUCUUCCCUCAAAUUCUGCCUGUGGCUCUUUCUGGCGCUGGGUGUGGUGUCGCACCUACUUUCCAAGUACUUUCUGCGCAUGGUGAAUUACACCUACGAUGGCUCCGAAGUGGAGUCGUUCACCGCGUCCUCAUCGGCAAGUGAAACCAAGCAUCCGACAGCGGCGGAAGCGGAAGCGCCAGCUGCGGGCCCGGCCAUAGCGGGAACGGAUGCGAACGCCCGUGAGAUGCCCGAAGAAAGGCAAGCACAGAACCAUUCAGUUUUUGUCCGUGUGUCUCUAAUUCUGUUCACAUGA